CCCUUCCACGUGUAGGGUGGAAGCCCGUGGUGAUUUACUUUGAUUUUUUAAUUCACAGUAUAGGUGUGUAACUUGUAAGUUUGAUUUUAAUCUGCACUGCUUCAUUUCAAAGAUGCUAGAUUAUGAUUAAGCUAACAUCUAACAUCAUUGUAUAGGUACCAAUGCUGCAUUCCACAGCAAAACUGUGUUUUACCUAGGUACCUGUGCAUGAGCUCACAGGUGGAACCAUGACAGUUUAUAAGUUGCUUUUGAAUUAUGGAAUAUGAUUGGUCAAUGUGUGGCUGAUACAUUGAACCAUCUGUGAAAAAGGACAAGAUGGAUGAAGAUUUUGAGGAGAGAGAGUGGGCAGAUGAUGGGCCAGAGGGUGCGGAGUCGGAUGGCGAAGAGGCAGCAACUCAGGAGGAUCCUGAACAAGUGAUCAGGGAAUGCAUGCAGCUGUUUGCCUCUCCAGACUACAUUAUGGAGCCAGGAAUCACCAACACACUGCAACGAUACUUCUCAGCCGGUGGCGACCCGGAGACAGUCAUCGAGACCAUCUCCAGCAACUACAAGGCCAUCUCGGGACUGGCCAAUCUGAUCGCCGAGUGGCUGAUCCUCUCCGGCGUCGACAUCCUCGAUGUGCAGAGUCUCGUGGAGAAUCAUCUCAAGGACAUGAUCCUGCGAACCUUUGACCCUGCCAAGGCGGACACCAUCUUCAACGAGGAGGGUGUGACGCCCGCCUGGCUGUCAGAGAUUAUCAAGCAUCCGACGUGGCGCUCCCUGAUAUACCGUCUGGCAGAAGAGUACCCCGACUGUAUGAUGCUGAACUUCACCAUCAAACUGAUCUCAGACGCCGGGUUUCAGGGGGAGAUUACUUCCUUGUCAACGGCGUCGCAGCAAAUUGAGGUGUUCUCACGGAUCGUGAAGACGUCCAUCACCAACAUUUUGUCCCGCUCCGAUGACGAGACUCGCCGGCAUAUGUCCGAGUUUGCCGCCAUGGUCUGUCACGGCCAGCACACGUACAUCUACACACAGGCGCUGCUGCACGUGCUCUCGCAGGAGGGCCGCGCCGGCGCCAACGCCAAGCGGCUGUCGCAGGAGGUGACGCGCUGCGCCGUGUCGCAGGGACAGAAUGUGACGCCCAUUAUUUUGGCGCUGAACGGCGCGGCGGCCUACCCGCGCGCCGCCAGCGCCCUGGCCUCGAUGCUGGCUCGGAACGCGCUGAACCCUGCCGACAUCACGGCGCUGUACAAGCUGUACAACACGUCCGACCCGCCGCCAGUGGAGCUCAUCAGGUCGCCCACCUUCCUCGAGCUGCUCAUCGGCGCCCUCUUCCGGCCCGGAAACAAGGUGAACCCCGACCACCGGCCCAAGUAUACCUACCUGCUGGCGUACGCGGCCUCCGUGUGUGAGCAGUGGCGGCGCGGCCAGCGCAGCAGUCUCAACCAGGACGAGCUGCGCGCCACUAUACAGGCGCUGGAGCGCGUCCACGGCAUCUGCACCAACAGCAAGGGCGCGCUGGAGAUUCUGUCGGAGCUGAACGCCCUCUACCAGUGCAUCAGGUUCCCAGUGGUCUCGGUGGGCCUGGUGCAGUGGGUGGAAGCCACUGUGACGGAGCCGUCGUUCUUCAAGCUGUGCACGGAGCACACGCCCAUCCACCUGGCGCUGCUGGACGAGGUGGUCACCUGCCACCCGCUGCUGCACGAAAAGGUGCUGGGCCUAUACAUCCAGCUGUUCGAGUCGGACCAGUCGGAACUGGAGAUCCUGAUGCAGCUCGAGAUGCGCAAGAUGCUGCUGGACCGCAUGGUGUGCCUGCUCAGCCGGGGAUGCGUGCUGCCCGUCGUCAAGUACAUCCGCACCUGCUGGCAAAAGUCGGACACGGACAUCUCUUUGAUCCGCUACUUCGUGACGGAGGUGCUGGACAUGAUGGCGCCGCCCUACUCGACCAGUUUCGUGCAGCUCUUUCUGCCCAUGGUUGAGGACGAGGAGAUCACGGGCACGAUGCGGAGUGCCGGCGGCGAGGAUCUGGUCAGCCAGUUCAUCGGACACUGCAAGACCCGCUCGGCGGAGACAUGAGGCAGGCUGACCAUUGGACACUCAUCAAGACCCGCUCGGCGGAGACAUGAGACAGGCAGGUGCUGGGGGAUUUACUGUAGCUCGGUACCAUUCACGGUGCCUGCUAGCGGCUGUGGCUAUCAUCGGAGUGCUGUCUGCUGAUCACUGACAAUAAGAGCUAGGACAGAUGGCUAUCGUCACCAGCCUACCAAUGGAGCUGGCCUCCAUUCACAUUGACCUUUACUAUCACAGUGACUUGAUUUGGCCAUGGGAGCCAUAGGUACUCGUCACAGGUGUCAAUGAUCGGAGUCGCUACCGUCUAGGAGUGGGGCCAUUGAAGUUGGCUGCCUUCGUUAGUGAUCCAUUGCAGCCCGAUAGGUGGUAGGAGCUGCUUGGGUCGACUACGAUUAGGAAUGCCUAAUGCCUAUCAUCUGAUCAAGUCACAGCUGUUGGCAGUGGUCACUGAAAUGUGAAAAUAUGGACUUCAGCUUAUAGUGUUCAUUAUUGGUCCAGCCUUUGUUGUAAACAUCAUCAUCAAAUGUGUCUCAUUUCGCCCAUUUAUUAACGAAACCAUGUUCUUAUGUUUCUUACGGUGUUGCUUGAAGCAGGGAAGUACGGAUGAAGUGUGCUGCGUAAAUGGUUCCAAAUCAGGUUACGGUUGCUUUUCUUGGUCCGCAAACAUUUGCCACCCAACUGUAUUAAUGCAAUAUCUAUAUUCUGAUGCGUUUUAGUUCAAUAUCGUAUAGUAGUGACUAAAUGGUGCAGUUUUCUGUUGUUUUCGUAUUUGCCUUAGUGUUUUUUUCAUGCUAAAAAGACCUAUUCGUUCUUUUCCUUCCAACGGUAUCGCCACAAACCAACUAUAGUAGUUAUGUAGCUGGCCCCGUGUAAAUGUUCGACUUAUUGAAAAGAGGCUGGGUGAGAAAGAUAUACAAAGCUAAUAUAUGGUGAUAAUAUGUAA
Messenger RNA from Amphibalanus amphitrite, 2992 nucleotides. RefSeq names its product negative elongation factor D-like (gene TH1). Gene Ontology annotation, molecular function: RNA binding. Gene Ontology annotation, cellular component: nucleus; NELF complex. The coding region runs from base 316 to 2055 and encodes 579 amino acids. The record is from RefSeq and is a predicted model, not a curated record. The transcript has 6 exons. Gene Ontology annotation, biological process: negative regulation of transcription elongation by RNA polymerase II. Lineage: Eukaryota; Metazoa; Arthropoda; Thecostraca; Balanomorpha; Balanidae.